This is a messenger RNA of Siniperca chuatsi (mandarin fish), 5419 nucleotides long. RefSeq names its product granulin b (gene grnb). Lineage: Eukaryota; Metazoa; Chordata; Actinopteri; Centrarchiformes; Sinipercidae. The record is from RefSeq and is a predicted model, not a curated record. Bases 245 to 2761 code for a protein of 838 amino acids. Gene Ontology annotation, cellular component: extracellular region. The transcript is spliced from 17 exons.
UCACGUGGGAGUGCGUCACGUGACUAUUGAACUGCGAGUUUAAAAAAAAAAAAAAAAAAACUGCUCGAGACAUCUCCUGCUUUGUUACUCUGAAUGUUUGUGAAGCAGCGUAAAAAAUACGACAUAUAUGUGACAGGCUGGACUUACUGCACAAAACCCACCAGGUUGUAAGAGUAUGCAGUGCAGUGCCCUUUGUUCGUAAAAGCUGAACUCAGUCUGCCUGCCUCCAAGUCAUCUGCUAAUAAUGACACUGCAGAUGGGGGUCCUGUGUCUGGCUCUGCUGGGCCUGAGCUCAGCGCUGGUCUGUCCUGAUGGAGGCAUGUGUGAGGACAAAAACACCUGCUGCAAGAACACCGUGGGAGGAUACGGAUGCUGUCCACUACCACAUGCUGAGUGUUGUUCAGACCACCUCCACUGCUGCUAUGAGGGGACGGUUUGUGAUCUCGUCCACGCCAAAUGUGUUAAUAAGACAGUUUCCCUGCCGUGGAUGAGACGAGUUCCCACCAAACAGGCCCUGCUCGUCCCUCAGCUCAGCGAGGGAGUAACGGCAGUCAUUUGUCCAGACCAGCAGUCUGAGUGUCCGGAUGACACCACUUGCUGCCAGCUUCUUGACGGCUCCUGGGGCUGCUGUCCAUUAGCCAAGGCGGUGUGUUGUGAGGAUAAGCUCCACUGUUGCCCCGAGGGAACAAAGUGUGAUAUUGCUCACUCAAAGUGUGUGUCUGCCUCACUGGAGUCCUUCCCCAUGCUGCAGAAACUGCCUGCUAGAAGGAGGGAGAAUAAUCCAGCUUCUGCGGUCAGUUCAGUGACGUGUCCUGGUGGAAAAACCAGCUGCCCUGAUAGUUUUACAUGUUGCCUGCUAACCAGUGGAGACUACGGCUGCUGCCCUUACCCAGAGGCCAUGUGCUGCAGCGAUCAUCUCCACUGUUGCCCUAGCAACACAAUAUGUGACCUGGAGCAUGGGGUCUGCAAGUCUGGUGAGACGCACGUGCCACUGCUGAAGAAGGUCGCUGCUGUAUCGAAUGACGUUGAGUGUCCAGACAAGAAAUCAGCAUGUCCCGACCAGACCACAUGCUGCCAGAUGACCAAUGGCACAUAUGGCUGCUGUCCUAUGAUCAAUGCCGUCUGUUGUUCAGAUCACAUCCACUGUUGUCCUGCAGGCACCGAGUGCGACCUGUCCCACAGCGCCUGUGUGUCCACCCGGGGAGAGACCACCGUGGCCGUUAGGAUCCCCGCUGCUGUGACGGAGCUGGUGGCAGUACAGAGCAAAGUCGGUGCUGUUCCCUGCAAUGACUCUGUGGCCUGCGCUGACGGAAACACCUGCUGUAAAUCGUCAGAGGCAGAAUGGGCCUGUUGUCCGCUACCUAAGGCUGUGUGUUGUGAGGACCACCUGCACUGCUGUCCCCAUGGCACCACCUGUAACCUGGCAGCCUCCACAUGUGAUGAUGCUGCCACAGGCAGUCCUGUGAUGCCCUGGCUUAGCAAAGUGCCCGUCUUCCCCUUACUGACCGAUAACAGCAAGUGUGACAAAUCUACAUCGUGUCCUGGAAAAUCCACCUGCUGCAAGACGGCAGGUGGAGACUGGGCCUGCUGCCCUCUGCCUCAGGCUGUGUGCUGUGAUGACCACCUCCACUGCUGCCCUCAUGGUACAGUCUGCAACCUGGAGGCUGAAAGUUGUGACGACCCGUCUGGUUUCUUGCCCUCCCUCUCCUGGGUGGAGAAGGUAUCCGCUCUGACCUCAGAGGUGCAAGAUGAGAAAUGUGACAAGCAGACGAUGUGUCCAGGAGGCACCACCUGCUGUAAGAGAAACUCUGGACAGUGGGCCUGCUGCCCCUUAUCUCAGGCUGUGUGCUGUAACGAUCAUGAGCACUGCUGCCCCAAAGGCUACAAAUGUAACGUGGCUGAACAGACCUGUGACAAGCCUGGUGGCCUCAGCCUGCCCUGGCUGCAGAAGAUACCGGCCCUGCAGAACAAGCCCAGUCAGGCUGUUUCCAGUCCAAUUCGGCCAGCCAAGAACAUGUGUGACGCCCAAACCAGCUGCCCCAAGGAUACGACCUGCUGCUUCAUGGACAAGACCCACAAAUGGGGCUGCUGCCCUCUGCCAAAGGCGGUCUGUUGUAAUGAUGGAAACCACUGCUGCCCCAGCGGUCACACCUGCGAACCUCACCGGUCCUCCUGCUCAAAGGGCCCCCAUGUGAUACCCUGGUUCGCCAAACUGAGCGCCCUGACCGAGCCGGGCGCCCUGACAGACGUUAAAUGUGACGACAAGAGCAGCUGCGCUUCAGGAACAACCUGCUGUAAACUGCAGUCAGGAGAGUGGGGCUGCUGCCCUCUGGUCAAGAUUCUGUCUCCUCUUCAGGCGGUUUGCUGUGCAGACCACGAGCACUGCUGUCCUCAGGGCUACACCUGCAACAUGCAGACUGGAACAUGUGACAAGAAGAACCACAAUGUGCUCACCCACACCCUCCCUCAGGGCGAAGUGGUACAGUCCGAGCCGAGAGGCUCAGAGGACGACGCAGACGUACCAUGUGACAGCACGGGGGAGUUUCACUGCCCCAAGCAAGACACGUGCUGUAAGAUCUCAGCCACAGAGUGGGCCUGCUGCCCCUCACCCAGGGCUGUCUGCUGCUCGGACUCACGGCACUGCUGUCCUGCAGGAUACUCAUGUGACCUGAAGGCUGGAGGUUGCACCCUGCAGAACCAGCUGACCUGGGACACUUUGUUUGGGGACAGAAAGAAAGACUUUCUCCACCGCGGGCUUUAAUCCCUCUGAUCUUCUUCAACCUGGAUCCAUAACAUCCAUCUACAGCUCAUGUUGUCUACGGACAAUAAGGGCUUUUUACCACUUCCUGUCUGUUUUCUCAUUGGUGGAAGUGUAUUUACCAAGUUUCUGCACUCCUGAGUGUUGUUGGUGGUAGGUGUGGAGCAGACUCGGUGCGAGACAGGAAAAUAAACAUGCACACUGCAGUCACCUCUGACAAUUAAGACGUUAUAAUGAAGUAGAAGCACUUUGGUAGGAAGGAAUUUUAUUUUGUUAUUUCAACAUGUGUUACCUUGAAGUGGAAAAACAGUGUGCAGGAGUCUUUUUGUGUUUUGCACCAGGCAGAAAAUAUGUAUCAUCACGCUCUCUUCUAGGAAAUCAUUAUCUAGGUGACAAUAAUACAAUCAUGAGAAGUACAGUGAGGACUUAACUGCACACAUUUGCAGUGUCUCUUAAAGGAUAACAUUGGUGGUGUUCUGUAUUUUUCUUAUUGUCAACAAAUCCCAUGAAAAGAUCAAAACCAAAAUUAGUCUCUCAAUACUUUGACUUCCCUACCCUGUCUGUGGCACAAAUACAAUGUUUCAUCUCUUUUAUUAAUUUAUUGCCGACCGUAAUUGUUUCCCCACACCCCAUCAGUACGCAUACUGGAAGAUGAAGUUGGACAGGGGGCUUCAUGCAUGUUCACAAAUCAUCUAGUUCAAUCAAUUCAGCCAUGAGCUCUAUAUUUAUCUUCCCGAACACACAAAUAAGUCUUGAUAUCGAGUUGAGAAGAGAGUAGGCGAGCAUAACUGACACCAUAACUUUAUUUGGUUUGUGUUUCAUUGGGGUUUCUUACUAAUUAAAAAAAACACAGCCCUCUUAGCAACACUUAUGUACUGCUCAAUCCUGAAAGGUGGUGAUGAUGGACCGGUUACCUUGGAAAACAGUAUGUUCUGGUUUUCGGGGAUGUGACAGGGACUUCAAGGUAAAUAAAUAAAUAGUUAUAGAAUUAUUAUUUAGCUUUUUCUGCACAGUAUGGUUUCAUAUGGUUUCCUCGUGGCCGGGUACCAGUCCAGCCCAGGACUUGGGAACCUCAGCAGCAGGACGGUGUGUGUGGGACUGAGUCAGAAUAAACUACUGUGUGUGUGUGUGUGUGUGUGUGUGUGUGUUCACAGUGAUGAAGGAACAUGUCACCCAGUGCAACAGAGCGGCUCGCUGAUGUGUUUUUAAUAGUUUCUGGACGACAGUGGCGCUCUGUGGCUCAGAGGAAGAAGAUAUAUGGUAAAUGGACUGAACUUGUACAGCACCUUUCUAGUCUUCCGACCGCUAAAAGAGCUUCACAUACUAGAUUCACACACUGAUGGCAGAUGCUAACUGCUCAUCAGUCCAAAGGAACUAACGAAUCGUUCACACACCCAAAGCACAGCGAUUCGGGGUUCGACACGUGGACUGGGGGAAGCCGGGAUCGCACCACCGACCUUCCGAGUGGUGGGCGACCCGCUCUUCCACCAAGCCGCUGCCGCCCCAGGCUUUGAUACACAGACAAUACUUGUUAGUAGAUACAUUCAUUGUUGGUUUGGGUCUUUUUUUUUUUUUUUUUCUUUUAAUGGGAUUUGUUGACAAUAAAAACAUAGAAUAUCGCGAUCCGGCUUCAUUGUUGUUGUGUUUUGUGAUCAUUAUUAUUAUUAUUGGAAGUGAGUGAUCGCGCAGUGCUGUUCCAUUUCUCUAUGAAAAAGAGAAACAUAAAUGUACUUGCUGUGGGCAACAUUUGAUUGCAUUAACUCAUCAUACUUGACUGAAGUUGUUUCUAAGAAUAGUUAUUUGUCUCUUCAUGUCCCCACACGUAAAGGAAGCAGCAUGUCCUUUUGUUUGUGGCUUCACAGGUACAUGUUGACUGUUUAUCUGCUGGUCUGUGGGGGCAUUUUAAUGUAGUUGAUUUUAUUUCAUCUUUAAUUUGCCUGUGAUGUAAUGAGAGACCCAGGAGUGGAUAUUCACUUCAUGUAAAGCAGUGAUAGAAAUUGUUUCUUUAAAAUUUGCAUCUUUAGUUUUUUGCUAUACACUUGGUUAAAGCAACGUGAACAGUGACUGAUUAUACAAAUAGCUUGUGCCUUGUGUAUAAUUUCACUGUAAAGAGGUGUCAGGAAAAUUCAGUCGAUCAUUGGAAGAGAACAAACAUGCUUGUUCUUUUGUGUUUUGGACAGUAGAUUUCUCAAAACAAGCCAAGAAAUAAGAGCCAAGAACAUCUCGAUGUCAUAAUGGAACAAGUCCAGUCGGCAGAGAAAAAAAAACCCACUGAGACGAUACUGUUUGUGGAGCUUUUUAACUACACAGAUGGAGUUUUUAGUGCAGCAGCUCUACAUACAUGUUGUCAUUGAGUCUUUGUUUUUUGGUCUCUGGCUUUUGGAGAGUUUCCAAGCGCUGAUUAAGCUCUUCAAGACUGUAGAAAUGCUGCUCUUGAAUUCUGUAAUUGGGUGGAUUUUUUUUCCACAGAGGAGUGUUUCUUUUGAAGGACUUUAUAUCUCGCGAGGAAAUUGUAAUCUUAUGUGUGCUCAUCAUGCUGUCACUGCUACUUUUAGAUAUUUGUCUUGGUUCAUUCAUGUGUUCCCUGCCUCCUCCAGCCUUUCCAGGAGGAUUUUAUUUGGAGGAGGUCAGAGGCAGAGAAUAAAGUUCUUCAAAAUAUCA